CCUGAAGCUUGCAUUUUUCUGUCCUAUCGUCAGCUGAGAGUAACUUUUGACACGGCCCCAAGCUCCCCCCAGUUCUGCCUUCACCUCACUGCUUUAAUGUCCACGUCUCAAAUUCAGUUGGAACACAGAAGUGCGCUUCUCUCUCUCACACUCUCUCUCUCUCUCUCUCUCUCUCUCUCUCUCUCUCUCUCACACACACACACACACACACACACUCUCUCACACACACACACACACGCGCGAGCGCGCUCUCCAGCUCUCACUCAUUUUACGCACUGGAGGAGGAAAGGUGAAGUUCUCCACCAUUUAGGCGGAUGUGAUGCUGCACUUUCGUAUUCCCGCCCCUGCUGUGUUGGGGCUUGUUCUUCUUCAGGUUUCUGUGGUGGUGCUGUUUAUUGGCUUUCAUGGCCAAAUAACCCGGUCCCCUUCUGACUCUGCCACAGUGCCUGGAGGCAAAGUACAUGUGCUGCUGCUGUCGUCGUGGCGAUCAGGGUCUUCGUUCAUGGGCCAGGUGUUUAACAAUCACCCAUCAGUGUUUUACCUGAUGGAGCCUGCGUGGCACGUGUGGGGGUGGCUUGAUAGUUCGGCCGCACAACGCAUGCGCAUGGCAGUGAGGGACCUGAUACACCGCGUCUUCCUGUGUGAUCUCGGCGUGUUUGACGCCUACAUGCCCAUCAGUCACAACGUCUCCAACAUAUUCAUGUGGAGCCAUAGCCGGGCACUGUGUUCUCCGCCGGCGUGUCCGCCCUUGUCCCCGCAACACACCACGGCGCAGAUCCCGGAGUGUGAUAAGCACUGCAACGUGCCCGGGUUGGGGCGGGCGGAGGUGGCGUGUCACACCUACAGUCAUGUGGUGCUGAAGGAAGUGCGUUUCUUCGAGCUGGAGUCUCUGUUUCCACUGCUGCAAGACCCGUCACUCGAUCUGCGCAUUGUGCACCUGGUGCGUGACCCCCGGGCCGUGUUCCGCUCUCGCGAGGAGUCACUCGGCUCCUUGCUGCGAGACAGCUCCUUCGUCCUGGGUGAAAAAACGCUGAAAUCUGACUCACAGCAACGCGUCAUGCAGGAAAUCUGCAGGAGCCACAUUCGGAUCUACGACACCGCCUUCCGUAAGGCACCCGACUUCCUGCGAGGACGCUACAAACUAGUGCGCUACGAGGACGUGGCGCGAAACCCGCUAGCAGAGAUCCAGCGCAUAUAUGACUUUGUGGGACUCAAAAUGACUGAGCCACUGCAGAAAUGGAUCCAUCAAUUCACACACGGCAAGAGCAAGGGGACACCGAACGACGCCUUCAGCAUCAUCGAGCGCAACGCCUCUGCAGUCUCGCAGGCCUGGAGAGUGAGUUUAGACUUCAAAAAAGUCCAGCAGGUCCAGCAGGUUUGUAAGAGCGCCAUGUCACUGCUGGGUUACCGUCUGGUCAACACUGAGCAGGAACAGAAGCAGUUUGACAUCGACCUCACACGCUUAAAGAUGUACAAGUUCAGCUGGCAUAAAUCUGCUAAAUCUAAUACAUCUGCCAUUAAGAAGAAUUGAGACACUUCACAUCAGACUGUACCUGAGCUGCAACUCAGCAUUCCAUCAUAUUUAUUACAGCGGGUGGGAAAAAAAACAGUCAAAGGUCCUUUAGCUUUGUACAGAACAGGUGUAAAUGACAUUUUAGCACCAGUGCAUGUUUCCUUUGUCACAGCUCAGCUUUCUAUUCAUUAUUAGCUAGGUUAGCCGAAUCCAGGACUAGAGGAGAAAAAAUCUUUUGGGGUAAAAUGAUGUCAGGCCUUUAUUUAUUGAUCUGUAGGUGGAUUUAUGUGCAAAUCAUUUGUUUAGAUGUUCAUGCAAUCAAUUUGUUAUUUAUGAAAAUCCUGUAAAUUCAGAAAAUCCUUCAUUUUUGUGUGUGCAUGUGUGUGUGUGCGCGUGUGUGUGCGCACCACCACUGAGAUUAAUGUUCAUGAGUUUCAGUCCAAAUCACUAAUUUAUUUAAAAUAAACCCGCAAUUUAUUUAUUUA
Tachysurus vachellii is the source of this 1998-nucleotide messenger RNA. RefSeq names its product carbohydrate sulfotransferase 6 (gene chst6). Gene Ontology annotation, biological process: N-acetylglucosamine metabolic process; carbohydrate metabolic process; sulfur compound metabolic process. The record is from RefSeq and is a predicted model, not a curated record. Gene Ontology annotation, molecular function: N-acetylglucosamine 6-O-sulfotransferase activity. The transcript is spliced from 2 exons. Gene Ontology annotation, cellular component: Golgi membrane. NCBI's taxonomy places the organism in Eukaryota, Metazoa, Chordata, Actinopteri, Siluriformes, Bagridae. The coding region runs from base 320 to 1531 and encodes 403 amino acids.